This is a messenger RNA of Zea mays, 928 nucleotides long. RefSeq lists its product as uncharacterized. Lineage: Eukaryota; Viridiplantae; Streptophyta; Magnoliopsida; Poales; Poaceae. Gene Ontology annotation, molecular function: zinc ion binding; carbonate dehydratase activity. Gene Ontology annotation, biological process: carbon utilization. The record is from RefSeq and is marked validated. Bases 62 to 682 code for a protein of 206 amino acids. The transcript is spliced from 7 exons.
CCUUGUCCGUCCCUCCCUGAGAACCAGAAGGCCACCCACCUUCCAAGGCAGGGGAGGGGCCAUGGACGACCCCGUCGAGCGCUUGAAGGACGGGUUCCACAAGUUCAAGACCGAGGUCUAUGACAAGAAGCCGGAGCUGUUCGAGCCUCUCAAGGCCGGCCAGGCCCCCAAGUACGUGGUGUUCGCCUGCUCCGACUCCCGCGUGUGCCCGUCGGUGACCCUGGGCCUGCAGCCCGGCGAGGCCUUCACCGUCCGCAACAUCGCCGCCAUGGUCCCAGCCUACGACAAGACCAAGUACACCGGCAUCGGGUCCGCCAUCGAGUACGCCGUGUGCGCGCUCAAGGUGGAGGUCCUCGUGGUCAUUGGCCACAGCUGCUGCGGUGGCAUCAGGGCGCUCCUCUCCCUCCAGGACGGCGCACCUGACAACUUCCACUUCGUUGAGAACUGGGUUAAGAUCGGCUUCCCUGCCAAGAUUAAGGUGAAGAAAGACCACGCAUCGGUGCCGUUCGAUGACCAGUGCUCUAUUCUAGAGAAGGAGGCCGUGAACCUGUCCCUGGAGAACCUCAAGACCUACCCCUUCGUCAAGGAAGGGCUGGCCAACGGGACGCUCAAGCUGGUCGGCGGCCACUACAACUUCGUGUCAGGGGAGUUCCUCACAUGGGACAAUAAGCAGCCAUCGUGAAUCUAUAUAUAUACACUACAUGAUGCAUGUUCGUAUUCAGCAUGCAGCUACAUACAUAUAUAUAUACCGGAUCACCCAAUGCAAUGUGUGAAUGUGUAUUGUGUAAUAAGCAAUACCAUAUAUUCUACCAUUCUACCGCUUUUUUAUUUUCUAACGCCGAGCAUUCAUGUACUGUGUAUUUUAUGAUGACCGCCCUGUGUGCUCGUCAAAAGACAUCUGCUAUAUAUAAUCAUCUUUGGCGAGAUU